This is a messenger RNA of Camelus dromedarius (Arabian camel), 2189 nucleotides long. RefSeq names its product fibroblast growth factor 10 (gene FGF10). The record is from RefSeq and is a predicted model, not a curated record. The transcript is spliced from 4 exons. Gene Ontology annotation, molecular function: chemoattractant activity; growth factor activity; type 2 fibroblast growth factor receptor binding. Gene Ontology annotation, cellular component: cytoplasm. Gene Ontology annotation, biological process: wound healing; positive regulation of canonical Wnt signaling pathway; cell differentiation. Lineage: Eukaryota; Metazoa; Chordata; Mammalia; Artiodactyla; Camelidae. The coding region runs from base 758 to 1387 and encodes 209 amino acids.
GUUCCCAGCAGCGGAGGGUUUCAGAUGUCCCACCGCCGUUUGACCCCCUCCCCCCUCUUCUCCACCCCUGCAAAUGAGGUUUGACCAGCAGAGGCAAAGCCCACCUCUGGCUUAGAAUCACUGACAUUUAGACUCCAGGCUUCAACCUGUUUACAAGCGGGCUUUCCAAAGGAAGGGAGUGGGGGAGGGAAAUAGGGCCAAACAAAACACCAACCGCCAUCCCCCCUAAACAAGAAGUGACUUUCUGGAGGCUUCAAAUCAACAGGCACCACCAAAAAGAGAAAGCAAGAGGGGGAAGAAAACAACGCGACUGGGCAGCUGCUUCCAGUUCUGACAACUCCAAAGGGACGCACUUCUAGAACUGGCUAGCAAACUGGGGCUCUGCGGAGGAGAACCAGAAGACCUUUUUUUGCAUCUAACGUGGUGAAGAAGAGAACAAAGUAACUCCUGGGAAAGUGAAGAUCGAGCGUAACCCACAACGCCACCGCCACCACCAGCUCCUGCGGCCACCCACGUCCACAUUCACCCGGAGACCGAGGGGCGCGCGCCAGCGGAUCCGAGAAAGGAGCGAGGAGAGGCAGCCGGCCCUUCCGAGGAGUUAUGGAUGUUGGUGCUUUCACUUCUGGCCAGAUCCGAGCCCAGAGGGAGCUAGCCAGCGGCCGCCACCUCCAGCUGUCUCCUCGCCUCGCACCAGGUCUUACCCUUCCAGUAUGUUCCUUCUGAUGAGACAAUUUCCAGUGCCGAGAGUUUCAGUACAAUGUGGAAAUGGAUACUGACACAUUGUGCCUCAGCCUUUCCCCACCUGCCCGGCUGCUGCUGCUGCUUCUUGUUGCUGUUCUUGGUGUCUUCCGUCCCUGUCACCUGCCAAGCCCUUGGUCAGGACAUGGUGUCACCAGAGGCGACCAACUCCUCUUCCUCCUCCUCCUCGUCCUUCUCCUCUCCUUCCAGUGCUGGGAGGCAUGUGCGGAGCUACAAUCACCUUCAAGGAGAUGUCCGCUGGAGAAAGCUGUUCUCUUUCACGAAGUACUUUCUCAAGAUUGAGAACGGGAAGGUCAGCGGUACCAAGAAGGAGAACUGCCCGUACAGUAUCCUGGAGAUAACUUCUGUGGAAAUUGGAGUUGUUGCCGUCAAAGCCAUUAACAGCAACUACUAUUUAGCAAUGAACAAGAAGGGGAAACUCUAUGGCUCAAAAGAAUUUAACAAUGACUGUAAGUUGAAGGAGAGGAUAGAGGAAAACGGAUACAAUACCUAUGCAUCCUUUAACUGGCAGCACAAUGGGAGGCAGAUGUAUGUGGCAUUGAACGGAAAAGGAGCUCCCAGGAGAGGACAGAAAACACGAAGGAAAAACACCUCAGCUCAUUUUCUUCCAAUGGUGGUACACUCAUAAAGGAAGGCAUGUUUGUGGAUGCAGUAUAACCAAAGGCUCUUUUGCCAGGAAUAUUUGGUGUUCUUCUGAAGACAGUAGUCCAAAAGGCAAAGACACAUGGCAGAUGCCUGCUUGCUUGAAAGAAAGGAAGCUUUUGAAGGUUUUUGUACUCACUGCUGACAUAGGAUGUUCUCUUAAUUAGUUCUGUGUCCUGCCUUGUAAUCAAGAUUAUAGGCAGAUCAAAUUGGAUGGAAGUUAUUCCUAAGUGAACAAUACUGUGGCUGAGUUUUUGGGUUAAGUUUUUGUUUAUGUUUUUGUUUUUAAUCUCUGAGAUAGGAAUUUAAAGGACACAGAACAAUCUGUUGAAUGAUCUUCGGGAAAGUUAUUUAUGGAAUACGAACUCAUAUCAAAGACUUUCAUUGCUCAUUCCAGCCUAAUGAAUCAAUGAGCAGUAAGACACGCAAGCAUUUACUGGAAAGCACUUGGAUCAUAUCAUAUGCACAACCAAAGGAGCUUUGGGCGUGGCAUCAUGGAAGAAUUGGAUAGGAUUAAAAAAUAUAAACACAGUAGUGUAAAACUGUUCUAACAAAACAAAUAGUAUGGUAUGCUUGUGCAUUCUGCCUUCAUCCCUUUCUAUUUCUUUCUAAGUUAUUUAUUUAAUAGGAUGUUAAAUAUCUUUUGGGGUUUUAAAGAGUAUCCUCAGCAGCUGCCCUCUGAUUUACCUUUCCUUUUUCUUCAGCACACCACAUGCAUGUUCAUGACAAAGUGUUUUUAAAACUUGGCAAAACACUUCAAGAAUAGGAGAUGAGAUCUGGGGAAAAAG